AUGCCUGUCGCCGGCUACCCCGGGGUGGGAGAGCGGCUGGAUUCCUCCCCAUCCGCCCUCGAGCAGCGAUACCUCUUUGACAUCUCCAGCCUGCCGGAGGCGGAGGAGGUGACGGGUGCAGAGCUGCGGGUCCUGCGCGCCCUCCCCGAAAACCGGAGCUUGGCCCUGUCCCCCGAAGGCACCUUCCACCACCUCCUCCUCUCCACCUGCCCGAGCUGGGACGGCGAGGAGCCCCGGCUGCUGGACUCCAGGGCUGCAGAUGUUUUGGACGUGGGCUCCUCCAGAUGGGAGGUGUUUGAUGUGUGGGAAGCCCUGCGGGAUUGGAGGGAGAGAUCUCUCUCGGGCAAGCUGCUGUGCUUCUUGCUGAGGAUCGUCUCGGAUCAGUCGGGGCGGCUCCUGCCCCCCCGGCAGCUGGGAUUCGGCAAACCUCGACCGCAGCCCCACGAGCAAGCCCUGCUCGUGGCCUUCUCCCGCACCCAGAGGAAGGAGAACCUCUUCAAGGAGAUCCGGGAUAAGAUCAAGGCCAUGGGCAGUCCCCCCUUCCUGGAACCCCCAGAUCCCGGCCAGGAGGCAUACCCCAAGCGGAGGAAGAGACGGACCACCAUUGCCGCCCGCUCUGGGGGCAGAGGCCAUGGGAAGAAGGCGAAGACCCGCUGCAGCAGGAAGCCCCUGCAUGUGAACUUCAAGGAGCUGGGCUGGGAUGACUGGAUAAUCGCCCCACUGGAUUACGAG
Molecule: messenger RNA, 732 nt
Organism: Pterocles gutturalis (yellow-throated sandgrouse)
Lineage: Eukaryota; Metazoa; Chordata; Aves; Pterocliformes; Pteroclidae
Product: growth/differentiation factor 7-like
Exons: 2
Biological process (GO): BMP signaling pathway; SMAD protein signal transduction
Cellular component (GO): extracellular region
Molecular function (GO): growth factor activity; cytokine activity
Source: RefSeq, a predicted model, not a curated record